AUGAACCUCACUAACCGUACUGCAGAAGCCAGCGUGGCUGUGAGACCUAAGACUGUCACAGAGAAGAUGCUCAUUUGCAUGACGCUGGUGCUCAUCACCACCUUGACCAUGUUGCUGAACACAGCUGUCAUCAUGGCCAUCUGCACCACCAAGAAGCUCCACCAGCCUGCCAACUACCUGAUCUGUUCCCUGGCUGUGACAGACCUUCUGGUGGCCGUGCUGGUCAUGCCCCUGAGCGUCAUGUACAUUGUCAUGGAGAGCUGGAAGCUGGGAUACUUCAUCUGUGAGGUGUGGCUGAGUGUGGACAUGACCUGCUGCACCUGCUCCAUCCUCCAUCUGUGUGUAAUUGCCCUGGACAGGUACUGGGCCAUCACCAAUGCUAUUGAGUAUGCCAGGAAGAGGACAGCCAAAAGAGCUGGACUGAUGAUCCUUACUGUGUGGACCAUCUCUAUCUUCAUCUCCAUGCCCCCUCUGUUCUGGAGGAGCCAUCGCCAACUCAGCCCACCCCCCAGCCAGUGCACCAUCCAGCAUGACCACGUGAUCUACACCAUCUAUUCCACACUUGGGGCAUUUUAUAUCCCCUUGACUUUGAUCUUGAUUCUCUAUUACCGCAUUUACCAUGCAGCCAAGAACCUGUACCAAAAGAGGGGAUCGAGCCGGCAUUUAAGCAACAGAAGCACAGACAGCCAGAAUUCUUUUGCAAGUUGCAAACUAACACAGACUUUCUGUGUGUCUGACUUCUCAACCUCAGAUCCUACCACGGAGUUUGAAAAGAUCCACACCUCCAUCAGGAUCCCUUCCUUCGACAACGAUCUAGAUCACCCUGCAGAACGACAACAGAUCUCUAGUACCAGGGAACGCAAGGCAGCCCGCAUCCUGGGACUGAUUUUGGGUGCGUUCAUUUUGUCUUGGCUGCCAUUUUUCAUCAAAGAAUUGAUUGUAGGUCUGAGCAUCUAUACCGUGUCUUCUGAAGUGGCUGAUUUUUUGACAUGGCUGGGUUACGUGAAUUCUCUCAUCAAUCCUCUGCUGUACACUAGUUUUAACGAAGACUUUAAACUGGCUUUUAAAAAACUCAUUCGAUGUCGAGAGCAUACAUAG
Perognathus longimembris pacificus (Pacific pocket mouse) is the source of this 1098-nucleotide messenger RNA. It is a transcript of the gene Htr1e, whose product is annotated as 5-hydroxytryptamine receptor 1E. Gene Ontology annotation, cellular component: plasma membrane; dendrite. The record is from RefSeq and is a predicted model, not a curated record. Lineage: Eukaryota; Metazoa; Chordata; Mammalia; Rodentia; Heteromyidae. The transcript has a single exon. Gene Ontology annotation, biological process: G protein-coupled receptor signaling pathway, coupled to cyclic nucleotide second messenger; chemical synaptic transmission. The coding region runs from base 1 to 1098 and encodes 365 amino acids. Gene Ontology annotation, molecular function: G protein-coupled serotonin receptor activity; neurotransmitter receptor activity.